This is a messenger RNA of Molossus molossus (Pallas's mastiff bat), 2925 nucleotides long. RefSeq names its product heterogeneous nuclear ribonucleoprotein A3 (gene HNRNPA3). Gene Ontology annotation, molecular function: RNA binding. The transcript is spliced from 11 exons. NCBI's taxonomy places the organism in Eukaryota, Metazoa, Chordata, Mammalia, Chiroptera, Molossidae. The coding region runs from base 69 to 1202 and encodes 377 amino acids. The record is from RefSeq and is a predicted model, not a curated record.
ACUAGCCCCGCCUCUUCCUCUCGGUCCCAUAUUGAACUCGAGUUGGAAGAGGCGAGUCCGGUCUCAAAAUGGAGGUAAAACCGCCGCCCGGUCGCCCCCAGCCCGACUCCGGCCGUCGCCGUCGCCGCCGGGGGGAGGAGGGCCAUGAUCCAAAGGAGCCAGAGCAGUUGAGAAAACUGUUUAUUGGUGGUCUGAGCUUUGAAACUACAGAUGAUAGUUUAAGAGAACAUUUUGAGAAAUGGGGCACGCUCACAGAUUGUGUGGUGAUGAGAGACCCCCAAACAAAACGUUCCCGGGGCUUUGGUUUUGUGACUUACUCUUGUGUUGAAGAGGUGGAUGCAGCAAUGUGUGCUCGACCACACAAGGUUGAUGGGCGUGUAGUGGAACCAAAGAGAGCUGUUUCUAGAGAGGAUUCUGUAAAGCCUGGUGCCCAUCUAACAGUGAAGAAAAUUUUUGUUGGUGGUAUUAAAGAAGACACAGAAGAAUAUAAUUUGAGAGACUACUUUGAAAAGUAUGGCAAGAUUGAAACCAUAGAAGUUAUGGAAGACAGGCAGAGUGGGAAAAAAAGAGGAUUUGCUUUUGUAACUUUUGAUGAUCAUGAUACAGUUGAUAAAAUUGUUGUUCAGAAAUACCACACUAUUAAUGGGCAUAAUUGUGAAGUGAAAAAGGCCCUUUCUAAACAAGAAAUGCAGUCUGCUGGAUCGCAAAGAGGCCGUGGAGGUGGAUCUGGCAAUUUUAUGGGUCGUGGAGGAAACUUUGGAGGUGGUGGAGGUAACUUUGGCCGUGGUGGAAACUUUGGUGGAAGAGGAGGCUAUGGUGGUGGAGGUGGCAGCAGAGGUAGUUAUGGAGGAGGUGAUGGUGGAUAUAAUGGAUUUGGAGGUGAUGGUGGUAACUAUGGCGGUGGUCCUGGUUAUAGUAGUAGAGGAGGUUAUGGUGGUGGUGGUGGAGGACCAGGAUACGGAAACCAAGGAGGUGGAUAUGGUGGUGGUGGAUAUGAUGGUUACAAUGAAGGGGGAAAUUUUGGAGGUAACUAUGGUGGUGGUGGGAACUAUAAUGAUUUUGGAAAUUACAGUGGACAACAGCAAUCAAAUUAUGGACCCAUGAAGGGGGGCAGUUUUGGUGGAAGAAGCUCGGGCAGCCCCUAUGGUGGUGGUUAUGGAUCUGGUGGUGGAAGUGGUGGAUAUGGUAGCAGAAGGUUCUAAAAACUCAGCAGAAAAGGGUUGAAUGAGAACCCUACUUGCCUAAAUGAGGAAUGUCUUUCCUACCAUCUUAAAUACGAAGGUUUCUGGCUGGGUAAGGUUUGUAGCUCACAGUAAAACCUGAUGACACCAUUUGUUUCCCCAUAAAUUUAUACAUUUAAAACUAUUAGGUACAUAAGCAAAAUUGUUCAGCUGAAACUAUUUUGGAACCACAUCCAAAACAUUUAAACCAGUUUAAAAAGCUUCCCUGCAAUAAUCAUGAGUGUUCAUGUUGACUGACAUGUGGCCCCAUGUACACAAUUCAUUGUUGGUGUCUUUAGAGUAAAGGUAGUUUUUGAUGGGAAAGAAAAGGAGUGACCUUAAAUUUUGCAAAGAAUUUUGUGAUGAAGCAUGAUUUAGUUGUAACAGAAGCAUUAAGUUGCCAAUCCUCAUUCUAGGAAAAACCUUGGAAUCAACUUUUUAAAUUGCCAGAUGAUACAAAUAUAAAAAUGGUCUUCGUUGAAGUGGCCUCAUUAGGUCUCAUGCAUAUAAAAUCAGGGAAUUAUUUGGAUUAAUGGGAUAAAUAUUUGGUUCCCUUUUUUAGUUUUUUUGUGUGUUCUUUACCUGUUAACCGGAAGCAGUAGGAGCCUAAUUAUGCUAAUGCUCCCUUUUAAAAGACAACUUCCCAAAGACUAAUUAAACUAUAAUUACUGUGCAAAUCAGUUGCUGAUUUCAUAAGGGCUAUUUCUGCUGGCCCAAGAGGGCUUGUUAAAAAUUGAGACUUGCCGUUAAUUCACUUAAACAACCAAAAAAACUAGGGGGAUAGAUGCUUAAAAUGAAACUAGUUUCUAAAUUAUAAAUAAAUUCUUACAUAAAAAGGAGUAAGUUGGCCAGUUUAUUCUCACAGAAUGACUGGUUGACUUUAUCUAAACCAGGACUACAUUUCUACACAUCACUGUAGAAUGAAGUGUUGAACGAGGUAAUUCUUUUAUUGAUGAAUUUUCUUUACAGCGUGGUUUUAGAAAAAGAAAUUUUCCUAAGAUAGGAAACAUUUUCUUCUCUUUAAAGGCAUUGUUCUUUUUAGUCCAUCUCAUUUCUUUAUGAAAUAAAGUGAUUUAACUUAAAUGUAGUUAUACUGUCAUUACUGAAAAAUACACUUAACUCAUAGCACCAAUAAAAUGCGAAAGUUCAUAAGGGAAAUGAUCAAGGCAAGCUUGUCAAAGCAACUCAAAGGUUACUGCUUUCCACACUAUGUUAAAACAACAUUCACACAUGUCCUAAAGAAGAUAAUUUGGUAAUAAAGAUCAUUUGUUAAGGAACUAAACAAAUGUAAUAAGCUUGGUUUUAAGAGUUCAAUAUAGAAACCACAAUUUGAAACAUUUCUAGUUAAUGACAGUAUCCCUUGGAGUUCCAGUAAUGUCACAAAGUAGGGAGUAAGCAUGCUAAUGUGCAGGGGUAAUGUAAGCCUAUAUGAGUAUUCAAAAUUUUAAAUUUCAAUGUUUUCUGAUUUUUAAGACUUAAGAGGUGGUCUGUAAUGGAUUCAGAUGUUUCAUUUGUAGGAUAAUGAAAUGUUUACAGAAAGAUACCUUUUUCAUUAAAAUAUUUUUAGAAAUGCGUGUGUGGUUUUGUCACUUCACAGUGUUCCGUGUGACUUAAAUGCUAUAUAGGUGAAUGACAUACUUUACAGUGAGUAAUAACAGGAAGGAUUUAAGCUUUGAAAGGCAAUAUGUGAAGUACUGAGGUGAUA